Trypanosoma cruzi is the source of this 804-nucleotide messenger RNA. RefSeq lists its product as uncharacterized. The record is from RefSeq and is a predicted model, not a curated record. Bases 1 to 804 code for a protein of 267 amino acids. The transcript has a single exon. Lineage: Eukaryota; Euglenozoa; Kinetoplastea; Trypanosomatida; Trypanosomatidae.
AUGUUGACAAAUCUGCUGCUUUUUGUUGCACUUUUCUCAUUGAACGCGUGUUGUGCAGAGGAGGCUGCGGAUGCGAUGUUAUUAACGAGGAUGAAGGGCCCUGUGGAGCUGCUGAGGCGAGAGAAAAUGCGGUGGCGUGCCGCAUGGAAUGCACGAAACGUUGGGGAUGUCGUUAGCGUUGAUGAACAUCUCGCGGAGUGGGAGGACCUCGGUGAGGUGCACAUCAACGCCCCUUUAGGGGAACGCGUGGUGAGCGUUUCCAUGUCACGACAUUUUGCUUCUCUUAUGUGCGAAGAAUCGCGGAGGAGCGUUGGUGGAUUCCUUCGAGGGCGGUGCACUUUGCAGCCCUCCCCCGCAGUAUCGCAGAGCGAGGUGUUCUUCACAUAUCGCGUGACCCACAAGGCCACUGAGGACAGUGUGACUGUGAAGGCGCCAGAAGCGUCUCACACUUGUAAGCUCUACGAGGAAAACACACGUGAAUUUAGUGAGUUGGAGAUUGGAACGGCCACAUAUGGGGAGAGGGAAAAGGCUGUUGAGGGGCACGGCCUCGCCAUUUUUAUUCGGCUUUUGCCCACACGCAGUGCACAGGACCAUGUCGGGUGGCUGCCGUGUACACUUAGGCUCACAGGUGUAUCCAUGGACGUGGUGGAGCGGAGCCGUUGGAAGAGACGGGCCGCAUCGACGAUAUUCGAGCGGUGGGGAUAUCCCCUGCUGGCCGUGCUGGCGCUGUAUGGUGGCCUCCUUCUGUGGGAUAAAAUUGCCACCCACCACAGUCCACCAGCCGCGAAACCAAAGCACGACUAA